UAAGAGUUCAGAACACAACUGAAACAGUGUCUGUAUAUUAUUUUUAUUAUAGUUUACAAUUUACAAUUCAUUUAGCAAGAAACUAUUCACAGUUUCACACAAAUAGAUUCAUUCUUGUAACAAUAUGAAUUACAUCACAUUGUUCAUUAAAAUUCUUAUCAUAUUGCAAAUAAUAGUGACAAUAUGUGCAUUGAAAGACUCGGAUUAUUGGCAAGAACGACAAAAUUUUAUCAAUCAAGAAAAAUCAAUGCAAAUGGGUAACGGAAUACAUUUAAAUCCAAAAGAAGAUAUUGUAAAUCAAGUAUUAAUGUCUGCAAAAUAUGCUGAAUUUGAUGCGGGCUUAGAAGAUCCAUCAUCAUUUUUACCAACAAUUAAUUUCUUGGAAGCAAAACCGUUAAUUGAACAAUCAAAAGUAUUUCAAUUAAUCAAAGAAAUGCCAAAAGGUGCUGUAUUACAUGCCCACGAUUCAGCUAUAGGAUCCGAAGAUGUUUUUUAUAAUUUAACAUUUAUGGAUAACUUAUAUUUUUGUAAUACAACUCAAGGAGAAAUUCGAUUUACUUUCUCAGAUCAUAGACCAAGGAAAAAUCUAGUUUACGCAUGGCGUGCAUUACAGAAAAAACCAUUCCGUGUGGUGUGUAGUGAAUGGAAACUUUUGAAAGAUGAACGUGCGAAAAGUGAAAAUGUUAAAGUUUUAAAUGAUUAUAUUAAAAGUAAAUUAACACUUCGUGUAGCGGAUCCGAAUAGUGUUUACACUGAUGUUAAUGUGGUAUGGAAUAAAUUUCGCGAUAUAUUCUCUACGGUAAUUCCAUUAGUGACAUAUCGACCAGCUUUGGAAAAGUAUUGGUUUAAAGUGUUCCAAGAAUUAUAUGAAGAUCAUAUUAUGUACCUUGAAUUUCGUGGAACAUUACCUCCUGCAUACGAUUUAAAUGGGACGACUUAUGAUGAAAUCCAAGUGGCUGGAAUGUAUCUAGAUGUUUUGAAUCGUUUUAAGCAACAGUAUCCAAAAUUCCAUGGAGCAAGAUUUAUUUAUGCGCCUUAUCGAAGAGUAAAUAAUCAAACUUGUGAUAGAUAUUUAAAUAUUAUACAAAAAUUGUCAAAGAAAUAUCCUGAUUUUAUUGCUGGCUUUGAUUUAGUUGGACAGGAAGAUCAAGGUGAACCACUAUCAAGUUUUGCUGAUAAAAUAAAAACAUUACCAAACGAUAUACGAUUCUUUUUUCAUUCGGGUGAAACAAAUUGGUAUGGAGAGUCUGAUAUGAAUCUAAUUGAUGCAAUAUUAUUAGGGACUGUACGCAUCGGUCACGGUUAUGCUUUAACUAAACAUCCGGCUGUACUGCAAUUAGUUAAGGAAGAACGAAUUGGUAUUGAAGUGAGUCCCAUAUCGAAUCAAGUAUUACAUUUAGUUCAAGAUUUACGUAAUCACCCAGCCGCUGGAUUUAUUGCACAAAAUUUACCAGUGGUUAUAUCCAACGAUGAUCCUGGUUUUUGGGGUGCAAAAGGUUUAAGUUAUGAUUUUUAUGAAGCAUUUAUGGCAUUUACAAGCCGGAAUGCAGAUUUACGUGUACUCAAACAAUUGGCGUUAAAUUCAAUUGAGUUUAGUGCAAUGCCAAUGGAGGAACAAGGUGCCGCGACUCAGAAGUUUAAUGAACAAUGGGCAACGUUUAUUGAUAAAGUGAUCGCACAAAAUGAAAUUAGUAAGAUUAAUGAAACUCCAGUGGCAAAACAGCAAUAAUAAUUAUGGGAGAAUUUUUAAGUGUGGAAUGUUUGUUUAAUGAGACUGUAUUGUAUUAAUAAUUAAUUGAAAAUAGUUUUAAAUUUAAUAUUUAUUUUUUAAAGGGUCUGUAGUCAGUUUAAGAGCUUUACUUCUUUUGUAUUUUAGACGCAAAAUAACUGGAACCAAAAUUACUUUUUUCAAUUCAAAGAAACUAGCAAUAUACCUAUACAAUUUUCAAGAGCAUAAAAAUCAGAAAUUUAAAUAAAAGUGCUUGGAAAAUUUACGGAAAACGUCGAGGAAUCAAAAAUGUACAUACUAUUGAAUGAACGACCUCUAAUAAUGAGAGAAUAAUGUCAAUAGUGAAAUUGAGAGUUUAAAUAAUGUUGACUACAGACCUGUAAUUCUGUACUUGGCGAGUAGUUUUUUUCGCAUUGUUAUAAUUAUUUAAUUAAUUGUAAGAAGAUAUUGUUGUAUGUGUUAAUUUUUGU
This is a messenger RNA of Chrysoperla carnea, 2199 nucleotides long. Its product is annotated as adenosine deaminase 2-like. Gene Ontology annotation, molecular function: adenosine deaminase activity. NCBI's taxonomy places the organism in Eukaryota, Metazoa, Arthropoda, Insecta, Neuroptera, Chrysopidae. The record is from RefSeq and is a predicted model, not a curated record. The coding region runs from base 125 to 1729 and encodes 534 amino acids. The transcript has a single exon. Gene Ontology annotation, biological process: inosine biosynthetic process; adenosine catabolic process.